This is a messenger RNA of Beauveria bassiana ARSEF 2860, 648 nucleotides long. RefSeq lists its product as uncharacterized. The record is from RefSeq and is a predicted model, not a curated record. The coding region runs from base 1 to 648 and encodes 215 amino acids. Lineage: Eukaryota; Fungi; Ascomycota; Sordariomycetes; Hypocreales; Cordycipitaceae. The transcript has 2 exons.
AUGCUAUUACUUACCAACCCUACUACAAACUCACAGCAGCUCGGUGACAUCGAGAACAUCUGGCCCAGUUUUACCGAUACUACUAAGAGAAACCUUUUUCGUCGGAUAUACAGACUUGAUCCACAGCUUUUCGAGUCAAUCGCCCAAGAGUCAGCAGAUGAACUACGAUGUCAGCAAUCGAGUAUCAUCCAUGGCCCUUCCAACCAGUAUCUUGCACGUCAACCAGAAAGUCAGGACGCGAGUUUCGCAUUGACCGAGAGGAGAUUGGCAGGUCUGCCACCGUGUCGUUCAGAGGCUCAUACCGACGUCGCAUGUGCUAGCCCAGCACAUGCCCAAGAAGAAUCACAAACCUCCAGCACAACAUCGCCCACAGCACAGUUCUCCACCACAGCGCCGCCUGCAGCACAAUCCCCCGGCAAAGCAACGAGAAGGGCAUCCCGCAGUCCCCAAGGCUAUUUUCCUUCUCUCCCAGCUGCCGUAUGGAAGGAGCUAGAGGAACAGUCUCCCGAAGUGUAUCUCAUGAGAGACAACGAAACUCUACAUUCAGACAUUAUUCAGGCUUUGUAUAAGAACGAAGAUGACAUGUGGAAGGUCUUAAUUCGACGCAGGCCAGAUUAUGCCGCAGAUAGCAGAGAGAACUACACUUAG